AGAACACUACUCUGUGACUGUGUCUAAAAUUGCAUAUGGAUGCAGCCCGUGCAAUGGGGCCGACUGAGCAUGCUGGAUUCGGAGCGGCGCCUCCUCGCCAAUGCACUCCUCGACGUCUCCAACGAGCGGUUCGUGCUGCUCUCGGAAGCAUGCAUCCCCCUCUUCAACUUCACCACUGUCUAUUCCUACCUCACCAACUCUCGCCACUCCUAUGUCCACUCUUUCGAUGAUCCUGGGGCCAAUGGGCGGGGCCGAUACCCUCGCCGAAUGCGCCCCCACGUCAAGCUGUCUUCAUGGCGUAAGGGCUCACAAUGGUUCGAGCUAGACCGAGCCAUGGCUCAAGACAUAGUGGCUGAGUCCAACUAUUAUGGGCUUUUUGCCAAGUAUUGUAAGCCCACAUGCUAUGUGGAUGAGCACUAUUUAUCUACAUUGGUGGCCCUUAAGUUUGGGGGCAGGAGUGCAAAUAGGAGCUUGACUUGGGUGGAUUGGUCCAGGGGAGGGCCCCAUCCUAUGAGGUUUGGUAGGAGAGAGGUAACAAUUGAGGUGUUGAAUAAGAUGAGGAGUGGAGAAGGGAAGAGGUGUGGGUAUAAUGGUGGUUCCACUGACAUUUGUUUCCUUUUUGCAAGGAAGUUUUUGCCUAAUGCUUUGGAUAGACUGUUGAGGUUUGCACCCAAGGUCUUGGGGUAUUGAUUCAUUGAGGGUUUGAGAAGUAUAGAACUAUAGAGAUGCAAUUCUUUGGUGUAUAUAGCAACUUCUAAUAAGGUAGAGGGGACCUGCUAAGAGAUUCUAAUAAGGUGAGCGCAUUGGUGAAAAGUGGUAGAGAGACAUAGAGAGGGAUUACAUUUGUUUGUCACUUUGUUGUACAUGGCAACUCAUCAAGUUGUGGGCUUCCAACAAAGUGCCCCCCAUAUUGAUUGAUUGCUUAUUUACCACUUUUUUUAGAAAUGGUGGGAUGAUAAGAAUUUAUAUUUAUUUUUUUGUAAUUUUUAUGAUAAUGUCUAGAUUUGUACAUGUAAUAAAGUUGGUGUUUAUUCCACUCAA
Amborella trichopoda is the source of this 1041-nucleotide messenger RNA. The record is from RefSeq and is a predicted model, not a curated record. Lineage: Eukaryota; Viridiplantae; Streptophyta; Magnoliopsida; Amborellales; Amborellaceae.